CUUUACCAUCUCUUUCACAAACACUAACAGCAAUAGCAUUCAUGACAUUGGAUUGAAAUUGGAUGGACACACCUCAGGAUAUGUCUCUGCUGCGCCAGUUGUCCGCAAGUCUCUCCAACAGUCAAGCAUCUCCUAUACAAUAGACAGGACAAUCCUAUGCCUCCACCAGACUUGCCACCCAAAGAAGAGGAAGAAAAAGAACAAGAGCCGGUGGAAGAGGACCCUUGUGCGACGCUUGGGGAACUUCUUGAGCCGAACAUCACAUUUGAACAUGUCAAACGAUGUUAUGAACAUGUGCCUUACAAUGCAACGCUUGCCGACGAUCCCUUCACAACUCCACCAGUGGAUAUGACCAAGAGCCUUGAUCUCUUAUCUAAACGCCAAUUCAACAGCGAUUUCGAGUUCCAUAAGGAAGUGGAUCUACUCGUAAGCAGUCUCAAUGAUGCUCAUGCCAACUAUAUGGAUUGCGAAGUAGUCACGAUCGAUGGCAAAAACGCCAUUGAUGCCAUCCAGGAUUGGGCCGAUAUCAACUCUUCGAUCUCAAAGGAUCGAGGUGUUCGAUUAAACAAGGCUUUGGCUUCAUAUACAUUCGAUACAGACAAAAAGGACUAUAUACUCUCUACGGGAUCGUUCUCAACAAGGGCCACUUUACCAGAACAUGAAAAAGUGGUCUAUCAAAUCAAAUGCCCAACCUCUCCAGAGUUUCCGGAAGGACAGGAACAUCAUAUGGAUGUUAAAUGGGAUAUUUAUCGCCUGAUUACUGGAAUGAAUUCGACAAAAAAGAAAAAGAAGGAGGGCAAAGUCAAGAGCCAUAACAUUGAUCUGCAAGAGUCUAUUCAGGCAGCAAUCGAGCCACUAAACCAUCAGACGAUCCAUCCAAUACAAAGGAUCCAUAAGCGACAACAGCCAUUACCUAGCCCGGCCGUUCGGCUGGUUUACAAUGGUACCUCAACUGCCUUUUAUCAACUAUUGAAGAGACCCGAGAUUGGCGUUGUAGUGAUCCCGACACACUCGGUUAAUUUAAAAACAGAGACCAGUAUCAUGGAGCAAGGGUUUGGUCUAUUAUAUAAUGCUGGAGUUCAGAAUGUAAUCCUGGAUCUGACGGCAAAUGGGGGAGGCUAUGUGACAUUUGCAUAUGAUCUGGUGGAUUGGAUGUUCCCAUUAGACAACAUAACCUCAGUCUAUCAAUCAGAUCUCCGAACACCCAUGAGCAGUAUAAUGGCUAUCAUGAUCCAGCUGCGUACUCAGACCCUGUCACACGACAGGAUUUCACGACAAAUUUCUUUUUUACAGGAUCGAUUGAUCCGACGAUCACGGCAUCGGACAAGCUAUUCGCCAUUGGUCCUGAUGAACCAUAAUUUAGGGGCUUUCGAGAUGGAUGGGUCCUGUGGAUCGGCUUGCGGGAUGAGUUUGAACCGGUUAAAGAAUACACAUGGGGUCAAAUCGUACGCUGUAGGGGGUCGACAGGGUGAGGAGCUGUCCUUGUUUUCGUUCCCAGGGGCGUCGGUCUAUGGAUUAGAUUCACUCUUGGACGACUUUGAGAACCUAGGAGUGGAUCCACCGAUGAAACGGAUGCGAUUAUACCCCAUCACGGCUCGAUAUCACGAAGUCCUCUGGGAAAUAGUGGCCAAUAACCACUGGAAACAAGAUGGGCAGACAGGCGAUGAUCCAUCCAUUGAACAACACUAGCCGUU
This is a messenger RNA of Lobosporangium transversale, 1694 nucleotides long. RefSeq lists its product as hypothetical. Lineage: Eukaryota; Fungi; Mortierellomycota; Mortierellomycetes; Mortierellales; Mortierellaceae. Gene Ontology annotation, molecular function: serine-type peptidase activity. Bases 157 to 1689 code for a protein of 510 amino acids. The transcript is spliced from 7 exons. The record is from RefSeq and is a predicted model, not a curated record. Gene Ontology annotation, biological process: proteolysis.